AUGAAGCGAGCCGUAUCACAGUAUCAACAUGGCCAACGACGCCUUAAUGAUAACGAUCGACCUCGUAUUCGAAGCCUCCAUCGUGCUCCCUUGGAAGAUUCUAUCACGGAUCGUGCUCAACCGUCUUUGCUUCACGAAAAAUAUAAAGGCCAUCGCAAAGGCAAAGUCAUCGGUCACGGAGCCACCGCAGUGAUUCGAUUAACCGAACUUCCUGCUCGGCCUGCAUUGUUAACAGCUGAUCUAACCACAGAACACCGCCCAAAAACAGUGAUCGCCGUCAAAGCAUUCCGCAAACGGGAUCAUGACGAGUCCGAGAGGCAAUACCGCAAGCGGUUGACCAACGAGUUCUGUAUCAGCAAAACCCUGCGUCACGAUCACGUUGUGGAAAUGUUUGAUCUCAUGAAAGAUAGUAAAGGACGGUGGUGUAUUGCUAUGGAAUAUUGUUCCGGAGGAGACGUUUUCUCAAUCCUGCAAAAAUUUGAUCUGAAUGAUGGGGAGAUUGAUUGCCUUUUCAAGCAAUUGCUGCUGGGUCUUCAUCAUAUGCAUCGAUGCGGCGUCGCUCAUCGUGAUAUUAAACCGGAGAACCUGGUGAUGACGGCAACCGGCGUUUUGAAAAUCACGGAUUUCGGAGUGGCUGAUGUGGUGCAAUCGUGCUUUGAUGACACUGAGCGAGAAUCGUACGGACGAUGCGGUUCGGAGCCUUACUGGUCACCCGAACUGUUUGCGGAAAAUCAAGGCUACGAUGGUCGAGCUUUGGAUAUAUGGAGUGCCGCUGUCACUUGGCAUUGCUUAUUGUACCGUCAGAUUCCAUUUGUGAAGGCCUCCAUGGAAGAUCCAAAAUAUGUCAAUUUUCUCGACGAACGACCGGCUCGCACAUGGCUGCCUCUCAGCAAAUGCACGGAUCAAGAAAAAGACUGCUUAUAUCAGAUGUUUGAACCCGAUCCUCAACUGCGCUGGACGAGCAGUCAAUGUCUUUACUCAGAGUAUGUAGAAAAUAUCCAAAUCUGCCGGCAUGGCCUUACACCGGACGGAGCAUCCCACAGACAUCAUAUUGCAGCAGUCUAG
Molecule: messenger RNA, 1065 nt
Organism: Radiomyces spectabilis
Lineage: Eukaryota; Fungi; Mucoromycota; Mucoromycetes; Mucorales; Radiomycetaceae
Product: kinase-like domain-containing protein
Exons: 2
Coding region: 1-1065 (354 amino acids)
Biological process (GO): protein phosphorylation; intracellular signal transduction
Molecular function (GO): protein serine/threonine kinase activity; ATP binding
Source: RefSeq, a predicted model, not a curated record